Manis javanica (Malayan pangolin) is the source of this 2278-nucleotide messenger RNA. RefSeq names its product cytochrome P450 4X1-like. The record is from RefSeq and is a predicted model, not a curated record. Gene Ontology annotation, molecular function: monooxygenase activity; oxidoreductase activity, acting on paired donors, with incorporation or reduction of molecular oxygen; heme binding. Lineage: Eukaryota; Metazoa; Chordata; Mammalia; Pholidota; Manidae.
CAAGCUGCUCCUCCCACCGCUGUUUCUCCUUCCCCGGGAUGCAGAGAGCUUCCCCAAGCGCACAGAGACCGGUGGGCUGGGUGAUCCUGUCCAAGCGCGAGGCUCGAGAAAGAUCACCCUCUCCCUGGCGCCUGGAGCCUGCCAGCAACCCGCGUGGCGCAGAGGGAUGGAGUCCUGGCUGGAGACGCGCUGGACGAGGCCCUUUUACCUGGCUUUUGUGUUCUGCCUGGCCCUGGGGCUCCUGCAGGCCAUUAAGCUCUACCUGCGGAGGCAGCGGCUGCUGCGAGACCUGCGCCCCUUCCCCGCACCCCCCACCCACUGGUUCUACGGGCACCAGAAGCUACUUCAGGAUGGUAAAAUGGAGAGGCUUGAGAAGCUUGUCGAAAAAUACCCUUGUGCCUUUCCUUGCUGGGUUGGGCCCUUUCAGGCAUUUAUCUAUAUCUAUGACCCAGACUAUGCAAUGACAUUUCUGAGCAGAACAGAUCCCAAGUCCAAGUGCCUGUACAAGUUCUUGACUCCAUGUCUUGGAAAAGGACUAGCGAGUCUAGAUGGACCUGAGUGGUUCCAGCACCGUCUCCUGCUAACUCCCGGAUUCAAUUUUAACAUCUUGAAAUCGUAUGUCGAGGUGAUGGCCCACUGUGUGAACACAAUGCUGGGUAAGUGGGAGAAGAUUUGCGGCACUCAGGACACAGUUGUGGAGGUCUUUGAGCACAUCAGCUUGAUGACCCUGGACAUACUCAUGAGAUGUGCCUUCAGCAAGGAUACCAACUGCCAGAUAAACAGCACCCAAGAUCUUUAUGUAAAAGCAGUAUUUGAAGCCAGCAACAUCAUCUUGUACCCUUUGUACAGUUUCUUACAUCACCAUGACAUAAUUUUCAAAUACAGCCCUGAGGGCCAGCGCUUACAGGAAUUAAGCAAAAUGCUGCAUCAGUACACAGAAAAGGUAAUCCAGGAUAGAAGGGAAUCCCUCAAGGAUAAGAAGAAGCAGCAGGGUAACACUCAGAAGAGGAAGUACCAGGAUUUCCUGGAUAUUGUCCUUUCUUCCCAGGCUGAAAAUUCUAACAGCUUCUCUGAUACUGACCUACAGUCCGAGAUGAACACAUUUGUGUUAUCAGGGCAUGACACAAUGGCAGGGGGCAUUUCCUGGCUCCUCUACCACCUGGCUUUGCACCCUGAGCAUCAGGAGAGAUGCCGGGAGGAGAUCAGAGGCAUCCUAGGGGACACGUCUUCCAUCACCUGGGACCAGCUGGGCGAGAUGGCACACACCACAAUGUGCAUCAAGGAGUCGCUCCGAUUGGCCCCUCCAAUCCCAUCCAUUUCCAGAGAACUCAGCAAGCCCAUUACCUUCCCAGAUGGACGCUCUUUGCCUGCAGGAAUAACCGUGGCUCUCAGUAUUUGGGGUCUCCACCACAGCCCUGCCAUCUGGGAAAACCCAAAGGUCUUUGACCCCCUGAGAUUUUCUCAGGAGAAUUCUGAUCAGAGACACCCCCACUCCUUCUUACCAUUUUCAGCUGGACCAAGGAACUGCAUCGGGCAGCAUUUCGCCAUGGCUGAGUUAAAGGUGGCCAUUGCCUUGAUUCUGCUCCACUUCAAGGUGACUCCAGACCCCACCAGACCUCUUGUCUUCUUGCCCCAGAUUGUCUUCAAACCCAAGAAUGGGGUCCACUUGCACCUGAAGAAACUACCCUAAUGUUAGAGCCUAGGAUACAGUGCUUAUAUGUAUUUUGUUUUAAAGUUAAAUUACAGCUAAUCAUCCAAGAAAAUGGGAAGAAAUUCAAAGUAUGGUGGGAGGGUCAGAGAUAGGUGGGAUGGAGGGUUUCUAUGGAACUGCACAUUAUCCAAAAUCCUUUUCUGUUUAACUUGGGAGGUUUUCAGAUCUUUCCUGUUUGAUUCUGCCUACUAUUAAUGCUAUAUACCAAAAAUUUUUGCUAGGCAGCUUCCAUAUAUUUUCUGUUGUUUUUAAAAAUAAUUUUCAGUAGUAGUAAGUGAAUGUAUUCAAGAUAUUACUGCUCCCAGUAAAAGAUUUCCAACAUUAGAAAAGCAUCUAUAGUAAAAAUGAAAAAUUCCAUUUCACAUACCCUACACCUCCCUUCCCUGAUGAAUAUUACUGCUUUUCCUAAAAGCAGAAUAGUUUGGUGUGCAUUUUUUCACUUUUUCCUGUACAUUUCAUAUGUAUUGUAUUUCACAUGGAGCUGUAUGUAUAUGUUACUAUAGAUGGGAUCAUGUCCAUACAUAUGUUUUUUUCACUUAAUAAAAAUAUAUCUUAUUCUUAAUCAUA